This is a messenger RNA of Saccoglossus kowalevskii, 2409 nucleotides long. RefSeq names its product nose resistant to fluoxetine protein 6-like. NCBI's taxonomy places the organism in Eukaryota, Metazoa, Hemichordata, Enteropneusta, Harrimaniidae. The record is from RefSeq and is a predicted model, not a curated record. Gene Ontology annotation, molecular function: acyltransferase activity, transferring groups other than amino-acyl groups.
AUGGAAGACAACAAUGAUAUUGGAACCUCAAACUUGACAUUGAUGGAAAUCGUCAACACUAAUAUCACAGAGAGAAUGGGGAAAAAGAAUUCCUUCAGCGCUCCAGCACGUUGUCUCCACGCUAGGUUUUAUAUUACUGGAGUUGUGGCUAUCAGUGCAAAGGAACUGGUAAACAUGGAUAUGAUAAUCGACCAUAUAUUAUCGGCUGUUAAUAAGAGUGACACGGUUUAUGACACUGUAAGCCCCCAGUGUUUAGAAGACACCGUACAGUUUGCAGUUGAACACGAGUCCGCCUCUUACGCACGUCAGAGUUUUAAAGAUCUGCUAGAUAAAGUACCAAUAUCGUACGUUAUGUGUGCCAGAGAAUACCACAUAAGACCUGGCGAUGUUCCAGCCAUAUUUAUAUGUGUAGUUCUCGUUGCUGUGAUAAUUGCUGGCACUGUCUACGAUGCACUGAAACGUCGGAAACAACGACAGACUCUUGAGAUGAACACAUCGGAACAAGCGACUUGUACACCUGAAAACCAGUCAACUAAUGCGGAUGAUGCUGUUAUAUCGCCAUCCAAUGCAGAACUGAACAUUGAAUCAAGAGAAAUGCCCAAGAAAUGUGGAAGCAAGUGCAAAGAAUUUGUACAGGGAUGCUUGCUUUCUUUCUCGUUAUGUGUUAAUAUAUGCAAGAUGAUGGGUACGGUACAUGGAAAGAGUAGUAUUACUUGUCUCAAUGGAAUACGUGUUCUCAGUAUGUUUUGGAUAAUUCUCUUCCAUUCGUACCUGUUUGUUGGUCAGUAUUAUCCUACAGUCGGCAACUUUCGUUACGCCACCGAGAUUGAUCAAGGUCGGACCGUUGUGCUUUGGAAAGGUGAUCUAGCAGUUGAAGCAUUUUUGGUUCUUAGUGGCUUGUUAGUGAGCUACCUGACGCUGAAUCAGUUGCAUCGACGUGGUGGUCCAAGGCAUCUCAACUGGUUGUUAUUCUAUUUCCAUCGAUACUGGAGGUUGACACCUGUCUACAUAUUUGUAAUGAUGUUGUACGCUACAUUAGUCAUAUACGUGUCCGACGGACCGCUUUGGUGGCAGUGGUACUACGUACAGGCCGAGUGUGCUGCUACUAUAUGGGAACACAUACUUUACCUUAAUAACUUUAUACCAUUCCCAGGUGACGUUGGAGGGUGUUUUGGAUGGUCGUGGUAUUUGGCAGUAGAUAUGCAGUUAUACUGGAUGAGUCCUAUUUUCAUCAUAGUGUUUUACAAGUCUCGUAAUGGUGGAAUAUGUCUGACUGCUUUGACAACUUGCUUUUGCAUAGCAUUAUCAGCAUAUUUUGCAACUGUACAAGGAAUGCCAUUCGGUGUCGACAGAGUAAAGUAUAGAUAUCCAAAACAUGAAGAAGGGGCGUGGCUGUACACAAAACCGUGGUAUCGUUUACCCAACUAUCUUGUUGGUAUAGUCUUGGGAUAUAUAUUAUUUAAACUCAAUGGUAAAAAGGUGCAAAUAAAUAAGUAUUUGAACAUUUUUAUAUGGUGCUGUGCCUUCGCCGUUGCUUUAUCUAUUGUAUAUGGUGUACUGACAUCCGUCGCUGGUAUCCGCAUAUCACAAGGGGCAGCAGUGCUGUAUAUAACGAUCCAUAGACUUGUGUUUUCGGUGUGCGUUGGUUGGGUGGUAUUUGCAUGCGCUACUGGGAAUGGAGGCCCAGUGAAUACAAUACUGUCAUGGCGUAUCUGGUUACCUCUAGCCAGAAUGAACUACUGUGCGUACCUGGUACAUUUAGUGGUGAUAUUUAUCUAUACCUUCAGUAUGAAAUCAUUGUAUUACUACUCUGAUUUGGGAUUCACUCUAGACUUUAUUGGGAUUCUGGUGGUUACAUAUAGUGUAUCCUUUGUUAUUGCAAUUGCUGUGGAACUUCCUAUGCUGGAGCUUGAAAAGGUGAUAAUACCAGCAAAAUAUCGGAAAGUACAGCCGAGUAAAAAUUGAUAUUCAGCUUAGCUCUUCAACUUGCAAGACUCCAUAAUCUAUUUGCAUAAUACCUGUAAACCAAAACUCAAGAAAGCACCACGCCCACAAAACUCGGUUCAUUGCUGGAUCAUCCAAUUAUUCAUCUAAGAAGUGGCUCAACACUUCAAUAUUUAUAGAUAUAUAUAUUUUACUAUCGAAGUAGAACUCUAGAAAUUUUGUGAUGUCAUUUUUUUCUAGCUAUAAGUGUAUAAAUCAAAUGUGGAUUUCGAAACACUUGAAGUAUGUAGUUAAUAGUUAAGGCGACCGAGAUACGAUAUAUAAAAAAUAGGGGCAAGUAAAACAAAAUAAAACACACACAAAUAUUAAAUUGGAGCCAAUACCUACAUCAACAUAGCAUGUCGUAACAUGUUCGAAUAUUUGACAUUGUGUCCUUUGACUCGCACAACAGUUUUAAUGAUUAUA